Molecule: messenger RNA, 1703 nt
Organism: Quercus lobata
Lineage: Eukaryota; Viridiplantae; Streptophyta; Magnoliopsida; Fagales; Fagaceae
Product: 2-oxoglutarate (2OG) and Fe(II)-dependent oxygenase superfamily protein
Exons: 2
Coding region: 52-1404 (450 amino acids)
Source: RefSeq, a predicted model, not a curated record
AAUCCACAAUAUUAUUAUUUGCAGUGCCUCACAUUCUCCGAGUUUCUUUCAAUGGAAGAAGAAACAGAGUUGAUAGAAGAAGAAGAAGAGUUGUAUGAGCUCCAUUAUUCGGAUCUAAUGCUUGUUUCAGAACAACUAAGCCAAAGCAGGCAAAUCGGAGAGAUAAUGAAAGCCCUAGGGCCCACUGGCCCAGGCCUGCUCUCAAUCACUGGCGUUCCCAACCCCACCACCUCUCUCCGCCGCCAUCUCCUCUCUCUGGCUCGCAACCUCGCUCUUCUCUCUCCUGAUCACCGUCUUCGCAUCCUCAAGGAGCAUAACUUGGGGAGUGAUGUUCCUUUGAAAAAUCCAGAUAGAAGUGUCUCAUCUUUUGCUAUGCAACUCAGAUACGAGCAAGGUCUGGAAUCUGUUCAAAGUAAACCAAGUCAUAGUGUAGAUACCUUAUUGAGUUCAGAACAAGAACAUCUGGAUGUUGGUACAACGGAAGAAAUUCAUGAUAUUGAAUUUAAAAAUCUUGGAAAUACUUUUAGAAAGCUUGGAUUUUGCAUGAUGGAUCUAGGGCUUCGCAUUGCGCGUAUAUGUGACAAGGCCAUUGGUGGGCAAGAGCUUGAGCAAAGCUUAUUGGAGUCCUGUGCAGCUAAAGGGCGUCUUAUACACUAUCACUCUGCUCUGGACAAUCUUGUUUUAAGUGAAGCUGGGGAGAGCAAGGCAACCACAAAAAGACAGGCAAAUGGUAGAAGGGAUGAUAAGAAUUCCACAAGGAAUCGACAAGGUCAAUCAAAAGGUGUAGUUAACUUAGAUUCAAAUGGUAGUGAAGUUGGAUCCAGUGGAAUUCAUUCCAAUCUGUGGCAGCAAUGGCAUUACGACUAUGGUAUCUUCACUGUUUUGACAUCUCCCUUAUUUCUUUCCUCACAAGCAACAGAACCAAAUGAUCCAUUUUCAUUAUCCUGCAAUGAAGAAUGUCCAUCCCCUAGUGGCCACACAUAUUUGCAAAUUUUCAAUCCCUACAAGAAUAAUGUCUGCAUGGUGAAGGCCUCUCCUGAAAGUUUUAUCAUUCAGGUGGGUGAAUCGGCUGAUAUCAUAUCGAAAGGGAAGCUUCGCUCAACCCUUCACUGUGUCUCUAGACCUUCCAAGUUGGGAAGUUUGAGCAGAGAAACCUUUGUUGUUUUCUUGCAGCCUGCAUGGAAUAAAACUUUCUCAAUCUCAGAUUAUCCUAUGAAACAAUUUAUGUCAUGUCAUGAGGAAACAAAUCAUUCUGAGCAGGACCAUAAUAAACUAACUCAAGAAAUUGGAAAAAUAAUUCCCCCUCUAUCAUCACGAUUAAAGGAUGGGAUGACAUUUGCGGAAUUCUCACGUGAAACCACCAAGCAAUACUAUGGUGGCAGUGGUUUGCAAUCUAACAGAUAAGUAGUUCCUAUGAUAUUCUGCAGAAUGCUAUUUUUAUUGAGCCCUCUUUCAAUAUCUAUCCUGCAAUUGCAUUGCUGAUUUUUGGUUUUCUUUCCAGCCUAAUGUGUAUUUCUGAUUCUAUUCAAUCUUUCUCACUUCUUUACACAUUCGUGUUGUUUGUAGCUGUCUAGUUGCCCCAUUUUUAUGUGGAGAAAACCAUUUUAUAUAUGUUGCCUAAGAUUUAAAUAUAUUAAAAAAAAAAAAAAAGGUGGGGAACCCCUCAAGGGAAUGCUUCCCUGUUGCAGAAACUUCUAGUUUCA